CGCGCCAGCCGCGUCCUAGCGCCGGAGCCGCACGGCCCAGCAGCGAGCGCCCAGCCCGGCCCGGCCCCGCCAGCCGCCCCCCAUGGAGGAGCAGCCUCACCACCACCAUCACCACCAUUACUAUUACUACGGCCACCACCACCACCACCCGCAGAGCACCUACCUGCCGCCGUCCGACGGACGAGCCCAGCCCAAGCCGCCGCUCCGACACGAGCACAGGCACGGCGGCCCGCAGCACCAGGAGACGCCGAAGCGGAGAACAGGCUAUGGAGAGCUAAAUGGUAACGCAGGAGAAAGAGAAGUGUCAUUAAAGGGCCUGUGCUCUGAUGAAGCCACCACCCCAGGAUCCAGGGUACCCAAUGGCAGCCAGCAGCUUGUAGACACUAAUGUGACCCCAAAGCAGACUGUGAAGGCCAGUGCUUUGGGGAAAGCUGGAAUCAAACCCAAGAACUUCGUUCAGAAAAAUAGCAUGGACAAAAAGAAUGAGAAGUCCUAUGAAAACAAAAUUAGAGAAAGCCAGCCCUCAGACAAGCCAGAAGGAGUGUCUAUCCCGAACGGUGUGGUGACCAAUAAUUCUGGCUACAUCACUAAUGGCUAUGUAGGCAAAGGGGCUGACAACGAUGGCAGUGGCUCUGAGAGUGGAUAUACUACGCCGAAAAAACGGAAAGGCAGGCGCAACAGUGCCAAGGGUUGCGAGAACUUGAAUCUAGUACAGGACAAAAUAAUGCACCAGGAGGUCAGCACACCAUCCUUAAAACAGGAACCGGAGAGUUUCAAGCCUGAUUAUAGUGAACAAAAGGGGAACAGAAUUGAAAAUGCUAAGCCUGUUUGGAAAUAUGAGGCUGGGGCUGGUGGUGGAGCAGGCCGGGGAAAGCCUGGGCUUGGGGACGUGCAGCGAAAAAACUCUGAUGCCAAACCUGGGAUUAGCAGCAAGAAGUUUGAUGACCGGCCCAAAGGGAAACACGCAUCAUCAGCUACGUCUAAAGAGGACUCAUGGACCUUAUUUAAACCACCCCCAGUUUUUCCAGUGGACAAUAGCAGUGCUAAAAUUGUUCCCAAAAUAAGUUAUGCAAGUAAAGUUAAAGAAAACCUCAACAAAGCAGCUCAAACCCCAUCCACGUCGUCUUCGUCAUCAUCAUCAUCUGCUGGGGAGACUCAGGCCCAAACAUCAAGUCGACUGUCCCAAGUCCCCAUGUCUGCUAUGAAAUCUGUGACUUCUGCUAGCUUCUCGAAUGGGCCAAUUCUGGCAGGGACUGAUGGAAGUGUCUAUUCUCCAGGGACCCAGCCACUGCUCUCAACUGCUGCUAGUACUGUACCAUCAACCUCCUCCGAGUCUGGACCCCAGGACAUGAGUACAACUUCAACAGCUCUUGAACAAAAGAAAUCUAGCCUUUUUAUCUACCCUUCAAAUAUGCAAACUGUGCUUCUGGGUACAGCGCAAGUCGAUUUCCCAUCACAGACCAAUCAGCAAAACCUGGGAGAUAUCUUCCAGAAUCAGUGGGGUUUAUCUUUCAUAAACGAGCCCAGCGCUGGACCUGAAACUGUUGCGGGGAAAUCUGCGGAUAAUCAGUUAAUGGAAGUGACAUUUCAAGGGGAAUAUCCUGCUACUUUGGUUUCACAGUGUGCUGAAAUCAUUCCCUCAGGAACUGAACAACCUGUGUUUCCUAAGGCUUAUGAGCUGGAUAAACGGACUAGCCCUCAAAUUCUUAGCUCUAUUCUUAAGCCUGGGACUGCUGUUGAGGGUAGUGUCUUAGCUUUGGAGUCGCAUCACACAGGUGACCUACAAAAGGCAGACACUGGUAGCCAAGGUGCUUUAGUGUUUCUUUCGAAAGACUAUGAAGUAGAGAAUCCUCUGGCCUCUCCUACGAACAAUUUGCUAGCCUCCGCCAAAGAACAGAGGUACCAGAGAGGCCUAGAAAGGAAAGAUAGCUGGGGUUCUUUUGACCUGAGGGCUGCUAUUAUAUAUCACACUAAAGAAAUGGAAUCGGUUUUGAAUUUGCAGAAGCAAGAUCCCAAAAGGAUAAUCAUUUAUGAUGAAGCCAUGGAUCGCCCGGAUCAAUGAAGGUAGCAAGACAAGACUGCCUGUUAUAACCUUUCUGCAGCAUUUGUGCUGUUCAUGGGGGACAAAAGGCUUUUAUGCUCCUUCUAAAUCUUCAGUUCAGCAGAGGAACCAUAACUAGAAUCACAGGAUAAUAUAUACAAAUAUAUAUAUAGUUAUUUAAAAAUGGCAACUGAAAGUAAUUAGACUCUUAAGGAAUCUGAAAAUUUAUUUCAACGAGACUACACACGUGAUUAUUUAAUCUCCGGUACUGAAUAGAUUUUUUUUUUCUUUCAUUUUUUUUUUGUUUUGUUUUUGUUUCAAGAGUGAAUGCAAGUGAUUAACAAAUACAGACUUGAUUUACAAGCCCGGUUCUAAAGUUCCUGCUGUCGUCUGCAAGGGCAACAGCAACCCACUGGAGAGGCAUUUCCACUUCACAAGGUUUCUGUUUCUUGUUCUGUGACUGUAGUGACACAGGGAUAUCAGGAUGAUUCACCAUCCUUCAUCUCUCCUUUCCCUUCCAUCUUCCAUAUUUGUUGCUAUUUUUGGUUUGGUUUUUUUUCUUUUUUUUUUUCCUUCUGUUUUCCAUUGAAUGCUGGAGAAACACCUUGGAAGUUUGCAGAGUUUAUUUUUUUUGUUGUUUUUUUUUUUCCAGAGAAUUAUAAUCUGCAUGUUUUGCCAGGAGUAAAGCAGCCAAUCAUAUGCUGGGGAUAUUGUCUUAAAACAUCAUUCUUCUGGGGGAAAGAUGGUAAUACUGCAGUUCUAGGAUUCAUGGUGAAGUCACACAGUUGACCUGGCUCCGGUUACACGUUGGACUAUUGCAACUGAAGAGUUCUUUCAUUUUAAAAGACAACAUGCAAAAAUAAGCAAUCUGUUUAGGCAUUUAAUAUGGAAAAAAACAUUAAAAAAACCCCAAAACAACAAAAAAACCCCCGCUGUUCCCACAGUUUAAUGCCAUUGUAUUACUGGGAGCAAAAAAAAAAAAAAAAAAAAAAAAAAAAUCUUCUGCUUUCAGCUGUAGGUGCUUCAUAUAUGCUCUGUCUGUCUCCUAACACUAAAUGUGCCGGAUUUUUUUCCCCGUUUUCAUUGGAAAACUGAAGAGGAAGUGAGUUCUGCUAACUUUCACCCUUCUUGUUUUAUUUUUUUCUCUUUAAAAAAAAUCAAAAUUUAAAAAAAAAAGGAAAAAGUUUUUAAAAAGUUGAAAAAAAAACAAAAAAAGAAAAAAAAAACCAAGAAAAAAAAACCACACCAGGAAUUUGAAUCCUUUUCAGUUUGUCCAUAGAAUACCAGUGGCUGGGUUUCCUGCACCUGCCCAUUGGAAAUGCUCUUUUAUAUUUUAAUGCAGUCUGUGUAUUUCUGGGCUCUGCUUCUAAUUAUCUCUUAAUAAAAAUAUAUUUUAUUACAAAAAUGGAGGACUUAGGAAUUAAAAUAAUAAUUUAAAAAAAUUUAAAAUUAAUAAAAAUAUCAAGGAAAGGCAAGCUUCCUAGCAGUGGUAGAUAAGGCUGAGCAGACUGCAGGCUCCAGCCGUGUAACCCGCUCUGUCCCAUCGCAGCUUGUGUAGAGUGUCCAAAUUGUCCUGGGGUUGGGGAGGUAUUUUUCUGUUUUUGCUUUGUUUUUUUUAAAAGGUGGAAAGUUCACAGGGUCCAGUGUAAGAGCAAGCAGUCAAUGAAGCAAAAACGGGUUUUCUGACCUGCCCAGUGCUCAUAAUAGGUGAAUGCUGGUGUCACUGGGCAUCGAGGUCAGCAGCAGCUGGUGUCUCUUGAAAUUGGACUGGACCCUAUGGGGCAUUAGAGGAAGCAGAUAAGCCCAAAACUUUUGCCUACCCCUUGUGCUUAGAUUUAUCCACUUGUUUUUGUUUUGUUAACUAGGAGUAUGUAGCAGGCUCUUUUUUUUUAAAUUGUUUUUAUUCUGUUAAUUGUUCCAGAAUGAAACAGUUUGGUUCAUGGUGGGACAAUGAAACUUAAUUCUGUACCUUUUGUAAGACUGCAAGCUUUCUGCCACGCUUAGUUUUAAGAGUCUGAUUAUGGAUUGCCUACUCCAUUUUAUGUAUAAAAUACUAUAUAGUAUAAUACUGUAGUGUGAUACUAUAUAGUAAUCAUGUAUUGUAUCAGUCCAGGUUUGGAAAUGUGUGGUUGGCCAGUCGCAAAUAGUUCUGUUUCACCUAUAAACUGUACCACCACCUUUACAGGUGUGUGCAUAACUUUCAGAUGUAUAACAUGUUUACAGAUGUGCCCGACAUCUAGUCCUCUGUUCCUAUUUUUGAUUCUGUUGAGUCUCCCAACUGCUUGCCAAAAGUUGGAAUCACCUCUGGCUCUGCUGCAGAGGAGCUGGGGCAUUCCCGAGCUUUAAAGUGUUGAACAAACUGGAUGGUGGGGCUGGGAAGAUAAAGGUAAAAGAAAUGCUCUUUUUUUCUUUAAUUAUUAUUACUAAUUUUCAAAGAGUUGAAGGCUAAUAGCAAAGUUUCCAGUUUGUUUUACUGGCUUUAAGGCUCUGCUGUGUAUUUAUUUGCCUUGUGUAGUCACUUGUCGCCUUAAGGGCUGGGUUCCAUUAAAAAAGAAAAAAGAAAAAAAAACUUUAAAAAAACCUAAAAAAAAAAAAAAAAAAAAAACCACCAACCUAAAAAAAUACAAAACCAACCCUGUUUUGCUUCCCUGAGGUCUGUGUUGUCCUGGUACCCCCAGCCCCAGACGGGUUCUUGGGGCUGGCAAGUUGCAGAAGCUGAACAGCAAUAACCCGUGCUGAAUCUGACCUCCUGUGUUUAGAAAGGUCCGAGUCUUGCUGGAGUAUUUGAGGACUCUCAUCUUGGCCCAGUCCAGUCUAUCUCCUAAACAGCAAAAGAAGUGCUGAAAGAAACAUGGUCCAAAUGAUGGGUUGGGAUGUCUCUUUUUUUCCCUGAUGUUUGUCCCUGCUGCUCUGCCUCGCUGCGCCUGGCCCCUUGCCAGGGGAGCCCAUCCAGAAACACCCUCGGCAGCCUCUCUGCUGUAUUUCUCCUCUCUUCAGGUGUCUGUCUCUCUGUCUCCAUCAGCUCCACAGCGUGUGCUCAGUGCUAAGCAGUUAGGAAAUCCUCUCUCUGAGCUCCUGCUCGCCGGCACAGGCGGUAUUUCUGGGAUAGAAAUAUUGCCUAGAGCCAGGCAGGACCGUGGAAGGAACUUCCUCGUGCUGUCAUGUAACUCACCCUGUUGCUAUCUGCAGUCCUCCCAAAGUCCUCACACAAUUCUUUACUGAGCACUUAUUAAAAAUAUCUUAAGAUUUAA
Molecule: messenger RNA, 5292 nt
Organism: Calypte anna (Anna's hummingbird)
Lineage: Eukaryota; Metazoa; Chordata; Aves; Apodiformes; Trochilidae
Gene: NUFIP2
Product: nuclear FMR1 interacting protein 2
Exons: 4
Coding region: 83-2062 (659 amino acids)
Cellular component (GO): nucleoplasm; cytoplasmic stress granule
Molecular function (GO): RNA binding
Source: RefSeq, a predicted model, not a curated record